AUUACCGUAACGAUUCAGGCAAGACUGGAAGGAUUAAUAUCGGCAGUAGUGCGACUCAGAGGCAUAAGGGAGUGUGUGGGACAACAGAAGAACCUUGAUUCAAGACAGAACACCUAUAGGCCUUGUACGAAAGGAUAUCAGAAAUCUACCGAACAACUACAGUCUCUCUGUCUACUCUGA
Messenger RNA from Bipolaris maydis ATCC 48331, 180 nucleotides. The record is from RefSeq and is a predicted model, not a curated record. NCBI's taxonomy places the organism in Eukaryota, Fungi, Ascomycota, Dothideomycetes, Pleosporales, Pleosporaceae.